This is a messenger RNA of Sinocyclocheilus grahami, 1439 nucleotides long. RefSeq names its product breakpoint cluster region protein-like. The record is from RefSeq and is a predicted model, not a curated record. Gene Ontology annotation, biological process: signal transduction; positive regulation of GTPase activity; protein phosphorylation. The coding region runs from base 372 to 1439 and encodes 355 amino acids. Gene Ontology annotation, molecular function: GTPase activator activity; protein serine/threonine kinase activity. NCBI's taxonomy places the organism in Eukaryota, Metazoa, Chordata, Actinopteri, Cypriniformes, Cyprinidae. The transcript is spliced from 3 exons. Gene Ontology annotation, cellular component: membrane.
GAGAGAGAGACUGAGCAGAUCCAGUCAGAUCAUAUGAAGUGACGGACAGCGAUGCCAGUGGCAGCCCUGCGAGAGUACAGCGUAUCUCUGAGCAAUACGGACGCUUGAGAGAAUAACAGGGCUAAUUUCCGACAACUUCUUUGGAUACAUAACUGAACUCAGCAAAAAAAAAAAGAUUUAAUCAGCUAACAUGAGGGAGAAGUGAAUUUUGCACGCUUACAAGGGAUUCUCAGUAAUCAUUUGUCAUUUAAAUGGCAUGAAACGCGGAUGUCAAUAGAUGUUUGAAGUGCACAUGGAUGUUUCAGCUCUGCUUUUUGUGUUUACCUUGUGUGUCUGUCCAAGAUCAGCUGAUAAACCAGCAGUAAGCAAUCAUGGUAGAACCUGCUGGCUUUGUGGAAGCAUGGAAAGCUCAGUUCCCUGACUCAGAUCCUCCUGAGUUGUCUUUGAACUCUGUUGGAGACAUUGAGCAGGAGCUGGAGAAAUGCCGAGACUCUAUUAGGCGUCUGGAGAUGGAAGUGAACAAGGAGCGUUUUCGAAUGAUCUACCUGCAAACGCUUCUAGCCAAGGAGCGGAGAAGUCAUGACUCUCAGCGAUGGGGUUUCAGUAGGGUCUCGCAAGGUGAGCAUAAGCCAGCGUCCACGGAUGAGCAUCAUCAGAAAGCCGAUGGAAGCAGGUGUCUCCCUGACAAGAUGAAGCACACAACCGCUGCAGAGGAGAGUCAUGAGUCUCAGCCUUGUGUUAAGGUGGUGGGAUGUGUCUUGGACAGGCAGAAAAGCAGAGAUGGAGAAGUUGACGGGAUGUCUCCAUACAAAAAUAGGAGCAUUGAAGCUCCUCUCAGGCCCAUUGCUGGACGUGGACCUGCGCACCAUGAGGCGGAUGGCGUUCCAGAGUCUCCACCAAAGGAGAAGGUCACCACGGGGUUGGGAGUUGCUGCGCUUCGGUCAAACUUUGAGCAUAUCAGAAGAGCCAAUUCUCAAACAUCUGGUGAGGGGAAAAGCGAGAGGCCUUACUAUGUCAACAUGGAGUACCAUCACGAGAAAGGUCUUGUUCGGGUCAAUGAUAGAGAUGUCUCAGAGAAGAUAAGUAGUCUGGGCAGUCAAGCUAUGCAGAUGGAACGCAAGAGGUCUUUGCAUUCUGUCCCAGGUAAUCUGUCCACUGCUUUUGGGGACAUCCGUAAACCAGAGCGUUCUCAUGAAAGAGCAAUGGAGAGCGGUUACAACUGUGAGUACGAGGAGCCCGAUCUAAACCCUGGGUUCCUUAAGGAUAGUUCUUCAAGACUUAAUGGAAGAAGAGCAACUCAGCAGAACUGGCACCAGUCAGAAUGUCAGCCCUAUACGACUGUUUAUGUGGGGGGCAUUAUGGGAGAUGGAGAGGACCUCAGCACUGAGAGCGAGAGCGAGAGAGAGACUGAGCAGAUCCAGUCAGAUCAUAUGAAGUGA